UUGUGUGGCUUGUGUGCUGGCAAGGAAUGGCGACGUUGACACAUUCAUAUUUUCCGUGAUCCGACUGUCUUAGAAGCUCUCUGCGAUGAGUACACGGAAAAAUCGGCUCGGACAGCGCUACCCUCGGUUCUUCCUGACCUUCGGUCAUGCAAUGACACGAAUCUCAGUCCAAUAAAGUGGCAUCAGCCCGUCUGAAAGCUUCGCCUUUCAGCACAACUAACACACGAUGAUCCGCAUUCAGUUCUUCCCCAAAAGCUUUCGGCUCGUCUUACUAUGUUCGGUGGCGAAUUUUAUCAACGCCGCCGACCGGGUCAUCAUGCCCAUCGCGAUCAUCCAGAUGACAGAUGAAUUCAACUGGUCGCUGCACACUCAGGGAUGGAUCCUCUCCGCCUUUUCUGUUGGUUACCUUACGAGCCAGCUCGCUGGUGCUUUCAUGUUUGGAGGCUACGGCGGCAAAACCCUGCUGAUCUUCUCAGUUCUGCUGUGGUCAUUUUCGACCAUUCUGACUCCUUUGGUGGCUUCGUCGUCGAUCGCCGGUCUCGUCUUUUUCAGAAUCGUUUUAGGAAUAGGAGAAGGAUUAGGGCUUCCAACCAUGUACCACUUACUGGCGGUUUCGGUUCCUGAAGAGGAGCGGUCCAGAGCUUUUGGUUAUUUAGUCGCAGCCGGAUCUGUUGGCCAGACCUUCGCCUCAGUUUUGUGCCCGCACUUGUACUGGCCGACGUCCUUCUACAUUUUUGGCUUGAUGGGCUUUGCGUGGGUCGUCCUGUGGAUGUGCAGCAUGGCCAAUUUGCAGACGAACCUGCACAUCCCUCUCUUCCGGGACCAGCAGAAGCCGCAGACUUACUCGGGCUGGGCGCUGCUCAGCCACUGGGCUCUCUGGAGCAUAUAUCUGGCACAUUUUGCCAUGAACUGGACCAGCUACAUCGUGAUGCAGUGGCUGCCCACGUACUUGCUACGCUCACUCGGCGCCGGCAAGGAAAACAUCAGCUUUACAGCUGUGCCUUACAUCUUCAAUUCUAUCUUCGCCAUUGUCGCGGGUCACUUUGCGGACAGGUUGGUGUCCAAGGGCUGGAGUUUGCUCAAAGUUCGGAGACUUAUGACGAAUAUUGGUUUGGUCGGUCCUGCGUUCUUUUUGAUGGCUUUUUGCGCGGUCAACAACUUGGCUGCUGCUGUGGUAUUGGUGUCAAUUUCGAUGGGACUGUGUGCUUUCAACUCCGCCGGCCACCUGAGCAACCACGCCGACGUAGCCCCCGAGCACGCAGGUGCAACCUUCGCACUCUCCAACACGCUGGCGACAAUUCCAGGAAUCCUGUGCGGCCCUUUGACUGCUGAACUAGUGACUGCCUCUCGAGGUCGGUGGCUGCCGGUGUAUGUGUUGGCCGCCGUAAUAAACUUCACCUCGGCCAUAAUUUACCAAAGCCAAAGUUCUGCCUCGCCUGUCUUGUAGUUUUCAGUGACUAUGUUUUUAGUGACACUCGAGAGGGAUGUGAUUUUAGUCUGUACUUUAAAUUUGUUGAUUGCACUCACACGUCAGUUUCGCCGUCAGCCUGCUAGAUUACUCAAUGUUGACGAAUUUUUGAAAUUUCGGGUAUGACUCUGCAUUUUUAAAUAGGAGCAACACACAAGGAGGUUGGCUGUGUACCGUUUUCCAGUUGGGAGUUACCACACAGAAUAGUGGAAUAUGUAAAUUUUUUAUUGCAUUCACAUGAACACCAGAAAUGUAAAAUGGAGAGAAUAUACAGAUCUAAACUGUAAAAUCA
Molecule: messenger RNA, 1760 nt
Organism: Cloeon dipterum
Lineage: Eukaryota; Metazoa; Arthropoda; Insecta; Ephemeroptera; Baetidae
Exons: 7
Coding region: 227-1447 (406 amino acids)
Biological process (GO): transmembrane transport; monoatomic anion transport
Cellular component (GO): membrane
Molecular function (GO): transmembrane transporter activity
Source: RefSeq, a predicted model, not a curated record